This is a messenger RNA of Meloidogyne enterolobii, 302 nucleotides long. The record is from the annotation of a GenBank genome assembly. Lineage: Eukaryota; Metazoa; Nematoda; Chromadorea; Rhabditida; Meloidogynidae.
CGACGUUUUGUUUCCACAAGGUAUUAUAUAUAUUUUGUUUACUAAAGAAAAUUUGUUCUUGUUUAAGCAACCGCUUAUUUUGAUUUAGUUUUUUUGGUGUUGAAGGAUUUAAAGGCCAUGUCCAAAAUAUGCCGUUAAAGAUUAUACCUUCUCUUCGAAUACCUUUCCUCCUAUCGAAAUGUUUGUUUCCACACGUUUUGACAUGGGAUGUACUUUAUUAUUCUUUGGAAAGACCACCUUUUUUGUUGGAUAAUAUUGCUUUUGAUUCUUUUCCAGACGUUUUUUCUUUUGCUGACAAGUAA